AUGGAUAUGCUUUGUAAAGGAAACACUUCUUUGAGCUCAAGUACAAACUCCUUAAUGCACCGAAAUGAAGGCACAAGGCUCUACAAUAAUGACAUUAACUCUGGAGAAGCUAACACUUCAGAUGCAUUUAAUUGGACAGUGGACUCGAAAAAUCGAACCAACCUUUCCUGUGAGGAUUGUCUCUCACCACCAUGCUUCUCUUUACUUCAUCUCCAGGAAAAGAACUGGUCUGCUUUGUUGACAGCUAUAGUGAUUAUUCUAACUAUUGCUGGAAACAUACUCGUCAUCAUGGCAGUGUCCCUAGAGAAAAAGCUGCAGAAUGCCACCAACUACUUCCUGAUGUCACUUGCCAUCGCUGAUAUGCUGCUGGGUUUCCUUGUCAUGCCCGUGUCCAUGCUAACCAUCCUCUAUGGUUACCAGUGGCCUCUGCCCAGCAAGCUCUGUGCAAUCUGGAUUUACCUGGAUGUGCUCUUCUCCACGGCCUCCAUCAUGCACCUCUGUGCCAUCUCGCUGGACCGCUACGUCGCCAUCCAGAACCCCAUCCAUCAUAGCCGCUUCAAUUCCAGAACUAAGGCAUUCCUGAAAAUAAUUGCUGUUUGGACUAUAUCAGUAGGUAUAUCAAUGCCAAUCCCAGUCUUUGGGCUACAGGAUGAUUCCAAGGUCUUUAAGGAAGGGAGUUGCUUACUCGCGGACGAUAACUUUGUCCUGAUCGGCUCCUUCGUGUCAUUUUUCAUCCCCUUAACCAUCAUGGUGAUCACCUACUUUCUCACUAUCAAGUCACUCCAGAAAGAAGCUACUUUGUGUGGGGGUGACCUUGGCACACGGACCAACUUAGCUUCUUUCAGCUUUCUUCCUCAGAGUUCCCUGUCUUCAGAAAAGCUCUUCCAGCGGUCAAUCCACAGGGAGCCAGGUGCCUACGGCAGGAGGACCAUGCAGUCCAUCAGCAAUGAGCAAAAAGCUUGCAAGGUGCUGGGCAUCGUCUUCUUUCUGUUUGUGGUCAUGUGGUGCCCCUUCUUCAUCACGAACAUAAUGGCCGUCAUCUGCAAAGAGUCCUGCAACGAGGACGUCAUCGGAGCCCUGCUCAACGUGUUCGUUUGGAUCGGUUACCUCUCCUCAGCAGUGAACCCCCUGGUGUACACCCUGUUCAACAAGACCUACAGGUCAGCCUUUUCCCGGUAUAUUCAGUGUCAGUACAAGGAAAAUAAAAAACCAUUGCAGUUAAUUUUAGUGAACACUAUCCCAGCCUUAGCCUACAAAUCUAGUCAACUCCAAAAGGGACAGAAAAAGAAUUCAAAGAAAGAUGCCAAAAUGACAGGUAAUGACUGUACUAUGAUUCCUUUAGGAAAACAAAAUUCGGAAUAUGCUCCCACAGACAAUAUCAAUCCAGUGAAUGAAAAGGUUAGCUGUGUGUGA
Messenger RNA from Pipistrellus nathusii (Nathusius's pipistrelle), 1413 nucleotides. Lineage: Eukaryota; Metazoa; Chordata; Mammalia; Chiroptera; Vespertilionidae. The record is from the annotation of a GenBank genome assembly.